AUGCAAGAUGUGGGUAGAGAAGACUGGUCCAAAUGCGAUGAAAGCGACUCAACUACAAAUGAUAAAAGAACGAAAAACACGCCACGCUGGCAAUCUUCACUAUCCCUCGAUGCAGUUUCGAUAAAUCCUGACCGUCAAAUAGAUAGAGAUCGGCGAGAAAACCACCGGAGCAAAGUCAAGCAGCGGCCGGGACAAUACCAGGUCGAAGGCCGUCUCAAGAUCCUCAAAAGCGGGCCUCCAGUUUCCCGUGGGUCGGGUCGCUUUCCGUUUCCUGAAAAAAAAGGUCGCUACUCCGAGCGCGUCGGGUCGGGCUCACCGGUCUACGUCUCCGCCGUUCUUGAGUAUCUCGCCGCAGAGGAACUUGACCUCGCCGGAAAUGCGGCCAUAGACAAUAAGAAGACCAGAAUCGUGCCGAGGCAUAUACAGCUGGCGGUGAGGAACGACGAGGAGCUGGGGAAGCUGUUGGGAUCCCUGCGAAAAAAGAUGAGCUCUGCAACCACCAAAGGCGGCCGUGGCAAGCCCAAAUCGGCAAAAUCCGUUUCCCGUUCGUCGAAGGCCGGCCUCCAGUUUCCCGUCGGCAGGAUAGCGCGUUUCCUCAAGACCGGUAAAUACGCUGAGCGCGUAGGAGCUGGUGCGCCGGUCUACCUCUCUGCUGUUCUUGAAUACCUCGCCGCUGAGGUUUUGGAGCUUGCCGGUAAUGCUGCUAGGGAUAAUAAGAAGAAUAGGAUUGUGCCAAGGCACAUUCAGUUGGCGGUGAGGAAUGAUGAGGAGCUGAGCAAGCUUUUGGGGCAUGUGACUAUUGCCAACGGUGGUGUUUUGCCCAACAUUCACCAGACUCUUUUGCCGAAGAAAGCCGGAGGGAAGGACAAGGAGAUUGGGUCGGCCUCGCAGGAGUUUUAG
Molecule: messenger RNA, 900 nt
Organism: Striga hermonthica
Lineage: Eukaryota; Viridiplantae; Streptophyta; Magnoliopsida; Lamiales; Orobanchaceae
Source: the annotation of a GenBank genome assembly